Molecule: messenger RNA, 2860 nt
Organism: Megalops cyprinoides (Indo-Pacific tarpon)
Lineage: Eukaryota; Metazoa; Chordata; Actinopteri; Elopiformes; Megalopidae
Gene: hcn1
Product: potassium/sodium hyperpolarization-activated cyclic nucleotide-gated channel 1
Exons: 8
Coding region: 1-2811 (936 amino acids)
Biological process (GO): transmembrane transport; potassium ion transport
Cellular component (GO): membrane
Molecular function (GO): voltage-gated potassium channel activity
Source: RefSeq, a predicted model, not a curated record
AUGGAAGAUAAAUCCAAUUCGUUCUCCAGCAACAAGGAGGAAAAAACGGAUGGGAAUAAUGUAUUCCAGAGGCAAGACUCGAUACAGAAGAAUAAUAUGGGAAGCCAGAAUGUGAAAGACCAUAGCAACUCAGUGGGCUUCAAAGGUGAUCGUGAAGAAGCCAUGGUUGGUUUCGACGAUCUAGAUGGGGCAUCAAGGCAAUACGGCUUUAUGCAGCGACAAUUCGGGGCAAUGAUGCAGCCCGGUGUCAAUAAGUUCUCCCUGCGAAUGUUCGGCAGUCAGAAAGCAGUGGAGAAAGAACAAGAAAGGGUUCAAACGGCAGGAUACUGGAUCAUUCACCCCUAUAGCGAUUUUAGGUUUUACUGGGACUUGAUAAUGCUCAUCAUGAUGAUGGGCAAUCUAAUCAUCAUUCCUGUUGGAAUAACGUUCUUUUCGGAGCAAACCACCACCUCCUGGCUAGUGUUCAACGUAGCCUCGGACACCAUCUUCCUGGUGGACCUGGUCAUGAACUUCAGGACGGGGAUUGUCAACGAAGAGAGCUCGGAGAUCAUCCUGGACCCUAAGGUGAUCAAGAUGAACUACCUGAAGAGCUGGUUCGUGGUCGACUUCCUCUCGUCCAUACCAGUGGAUUAUAUCUUUCUAAUAGUGGAGAAAGGGUUCGACUCCGAGGUGUACAAGACGGCCCGGGCACUGCGCAUUGUGAGGUUUACAAAAAUCCUCAGUCUGCUGCGGCUGUUGAGGCUCUCACGGCUCAUCAGGUACAUCCACCAGUGGGAAGAGAUUUUCCAUAUGACGUAUGACCUGGCCAGCGCUGUGGUAAGAAUAUUUAAUCUCAUUGGAAUGAUGCUUCUUCUUUGCCACUGGGACGGUUGUCUCCAGUUCCUGGUACCACUCCUCCAAGAUUUCCCGCCAGAUUGCUGGGUGUCGCUAAACGGUAUGGUUAACGAUUCCUGGGGUAAGCAGUACUCCUACGCCCUCUUCAAAGCCAUGAGCCACAUGCUCUGCAUCGGGUACGGUGCCCGUGCCCCCGUCAGCAUGUCCGACCUGUGGAUCACCAUGCUCAGCAUGAUUGUGGGCGCCACCUGCUACGCCAUGUUUGUGGGCCACGCCACCGCCCUCAUCCAAUCGCUGGACUCCUCCCGGAGGCAGUACCAAGAGAAGUACAAGCAAGUGGAGCAGUACAUGUCCUUCCAUAAGCUACCGGCAGACAUGCGGCAGAAGAUACAUGAUUACUACGAGCACCGCUACCAGGGAAAGAUCUUUGAUGAGGACAAUAUACUGAGCGAGCUCAACGACCCACUGAAAGAGGAGAUUGUGAACUUCAACUGCCGAAAGCUAGUAGCCACCAUGCCACUGUUUGCCAAUGCCGACCCCAACUUUGUGACCGGCAUGCUGAGUAAGCUGAAGUUCGAGGUCUUCCAGCCCAACGACUACAUCAUCCGCGAGGGAACCGUCGGGAAGAAGAUGUACUUCAUCCAGCACGGCGUCGCCAGCGUCAUCACCAAGUUAAACAAGGAGAUGAAGCUGACUGAUGGAUCAUACUUUGGAGAAAUCUGCCUGCUAACGAAGGGCCGCCGAACGGCCAGCGUCCGGGCAGACACCUACUGCCGCCUCUUCUCCCUGUCUGUGGACCACUUCAACGAGGUGCUGGAGGAGUACCCAAUGAUGCGCCGUGCCUUCGAGACUGUGGCCAUCGACCGACUCGACCGUAUUGGGAAGAAGAACUCCCUUCUUCUGCAGAAGUUUCAGAAGGACCUGAACGCUGGAGUUUUCAACACGCAAGAGAACGAGAUAUUGAAGCAGAUUAUCCGCCAGGACCGGGAGAUGGUGAUGAUGGUGGACCGCAAGCAGUCGGUCACAGGGGUGAACUCCACCCCAAUCUCCGGUAACUCCAUCAUUAACUCACCAGCCCAGCCACCCUACGCCACCGCCCUCGGUGGCAACCAGCUACAGCAGUCUGCCCCGUUGACCUACAGCGCCUCGGCCAACAUCGCCCAGGCCUCCCGCGUCCUCCCCACCCAGGCCCAGGCCUACGCCGUCCCCAGCGUCUCCCAUGGCAACCUGAAUUCCGCGUCCCCCAACCCGCCGACGCCCCUGCAGCAGCAGCAGGGGGCCAUCAUGUCGCCGUGCUCCUUCACCGCGGCAGUGUGCAGCCCCCCGGUGCAGACCCCGCUGGCAGGCCGAACGUUCCAGUACGGCUCGCCCACCGCAUCCCAACUGUCCCUCACCCAGCAGCCGCUGGCCCCGGCUCCUUCCCAGCAGCCGCUGGCCCCGCCUCCUUCCCAGCAGCCACCACAACCCCAGCAGCAGCAGCAGCAGCCGCAGCAACAGCAACAGCAGCAACAGCCGCAGGCGGGGCCGUCGCAACAGCAACAGCAGCAGCAGCAGCAACAACAGCAGGCCGCCUCCCCCCAGAGGAGCGACGUCCACAAGAGCACUCAGGCCCUGCAGUCGGGCAGCCUGAGCCGAGAUGUGCGCCACCUCUCCGCCUCCCAGCCCUCCCUGCCCCAUGAGACCUCGCUGGUGUCCCGGCCGCACCCCACGUCCGGCGAGUCCCUGGCCUCCAUACCCCCGCCGGUGGCGGCUGCGGUGGCGGCGGCGCCAGGGACGGGGGCGCAGGGCGGGAUGAGGGCCACUGUCCCGCAGCGGGUCAACCUGUUCCGGCAGAUGUCGUCCGGAGCGCUGCCGCCAGUCCGCGCGGCGCCCCCCACUGCCCAACACAGGGAUUCCACGGGCUCCAGAAGAGAGUCCACAGUCUUAAGCAGUACAGAGACAGAGCAAGACAAGAUGCGAUUCGCGUCAAAUUUAUGAUCCUCCUUUACUUUUUUUUUAAUUUUGUGUUUUAAUUCAUUUUUAUUGC